Phyllotreta striolata is the source of this 1341-nucleotide messenger RNA. The record is from the annotation of a GenBank genome assembly. Lineage: Eukaryota; Metazoa; Arthropoda; Insecta; Coleoptera; Chrysomelidae.
AAAGAAGAUUAUUAAGUAAGGUUAGUUUUUAUUGAAAACAAAAUUUCGUUAAAUUUUUAUUUGGCACUUUUGCAAUGGAACAAGACGAAAUAGCUUUGGAAGACGGCGAGCUCUCCAACGACUCAGACGAACAAUAUACGCCACUAGAAAGACCAUUGAACUAUUCGAGCACCCAACCGAUACCUCGUCUACCAGUAAAGGACACUUUACUUUCAGAAACUGACGAAGAAUUAGAGUCGAACGACAGCGAUAGCGACUCUGAUUCCAACGCCAAGAAAGUCAAAAAACCCAAAAUUCGUUUGAAGCCACUACCCCAACAAAGAAAUAAGAAGACAGCAAAAAAAUACGAUAUUUGGAGCACCCGCCUUCAAGAAGAUUCCCUCGCCGCUACACUCAACAAUAAAUGCGACGUCGUGAAACAAGACAGAUCGAGAGAUGUCGAAAGUUACGAUUACAAUUUAGCGCAAAAAUACUUCAAUAGCGGCCUGGGCAACCGAUUUAGCCAGCCCGAAAGGAUCGGCAAUAAGAGGACCAUUGAUGACAGAAACAACAAGGAUUUCAGACAGAGGCAGCAGUCCCCAAAUAGCGAAAGAGAAGAGAAAGGGGAACCGCGGGAGAUUGCUGAUUUGACCGUGGAUAAAAACGGCGAGGCGGAAGAUAUCGCUAAUGAAAUUGCUAAUAAAUUGUGCGAGGAAAAGGUGGAUUUAGUCAUGAGGGUGAUUAAAGUGCUUGGUAAGGAAAAGGCAAUAGAAAUAUUCCAAGAAACGAAAGAAUUAGAAGCAGAAGGAGGAAUGCUGAUCAUGAAUAGAACCAGGAGAAGAACACCGGGCGGUGUAUAUUUCCAUUUAGUCAGACACGAUUACCACAUCACCUACGAUCAAAGAAACGAAAUUUUCGGCGAGGAGAGAAGGCAAAUCAAAAAAAUCGUUAAGGAAAAGCAAAAGGAAAAAGCCGAACAAGCGAAGAGAAAAGUUGCUGUUGCAAGGCAAAAGAUGCUUCCCGAGCUUCUAACGAAAGCAGAGCUUUUGGAGGUUCAAAACCUGACUAAAAAAUUGAAAGAAAGAGUGGCAGAAAGGACGGAACAGGAAGUGUGCGUGAACCCACCGCCUACACCAGAGACUGACGGAUAUGAAAACAGCAGGGACGGCAUGGACGGGUCGCCUUUCUUGUUAGACGGUGGUAGAGGCGUGAUCAAUUACGAAGACGAUUUGAUCGAUCUUCGAUGCGGGGACGACAUGGAUUUGUUCUAAAUAAAAAACCGAAACAUUAAGUUUAUCAACGUUUUUAUUAAGUAAUAUUAGCCUUUAUUUGUAUGAAUUGAUAGAAAUAAAAAGAAUAUGA